Salvia splendens (bonfire salvia) is the source of this 2689-nucleotide messenger RNA. RefSeq names its product protein MULTIPOLAR SPINDLE 1. The transcript is spliced from 11 exons. Gene Ontology annotation, biological process: chromosome segregation; male meiotic nuclear division; meiotic DNA double-strand break formation. The record is from RefSeq and is a predicted model, not a curated record. Bases 35 to 1177 code for a protein of 380 amino acids. NCBI's taxonomy places the organism in Eukaryota, Viridiplantae, Streptophyta, Magnoliopsida, Lamiales, Lamiaceae.
GUCCCUCGCUCCAUCAAUUUCUUCAACCUAACAAAUGGAAAACUCAUCAAUAGAGUUGGAUCCAUCUCUCAAACUUGCUAUAGCGAUGGCCCUAGCUCAUUCCAGGCGCCGGCAGGGACUUCCUCCCUCCGCCGCUACUACCUCUGCUCACCACGACGAUUCUCGAGCCAAAUCCGGUGACAAUUCAGAGGCUGAUGCGAUCAAAUGGAAAAAUAAGGCCAAACAGAGGAAAGGAGAAAUUCUUAAGCUGAAAGAAGAUCUGAAGAUUGCGGAAGAAGGGAUGCAACAUGAUCUAUUUCCCCAAAAUAUUUCGUGCAAAUGCUAUUUCUAUGAUAACUUGGGGCAGCUAAGUCCUAGUCACGGAUCCUACCAGGACAGAAUUAAUGAUGUGUUUCACCGUAGAUUUCUAAGACAAGUGAGAUUAGCUGAGAGGAAGAAGAGAAGACAUAAUGGCUUGGUGGUGCAAUCUUAUGUAUCAGAUAGUGCUGCUGAAAAUGAAUUGGAGCAAUUGAAAGCUUCAGUUGAUUUUCUUGUGGAGCUUUGUGAGACUUCCUCUCCUACGGGAGCAGAGGAAUCUAAUUUCAAAAAUUGGUCGCACCAGGCUGCUGACUUUAUUCUUGCUGCAUUGAAGGAUCUGUCACUUGGGGAAAAGUUGGACGAAACCACUAAAAGCAUUGUGAGUUGUUUGAUCAUGCGGCUGAUGCAAAUGAUGUGCAAUGGAUCACAAAAUGAUGAAUCGGUUCCAUAUAGUUUCAGGAUAUAUAUUCAACAUUUGAUGCGAAAACUUGGAAGCGACCCCUAUAUCGGUCAACACCUUGUUCUUGCAGUUUCUCUGAGGAUUUCUAUGGCUGCGGAAAGUUUACUCUUUAUGGAUCCAUUUGACAAUGCCUUUCCGAAAAUGCACAGUUCCAUUUACCUUAUGAUUCAGCUAAUCGAGUUUCUGAUUUCAGACUACUUACUUUCUUGGUCAACCAGGAGAGACUUGGAUUCAAAGCUUCUAGAAGACUGGGUGAUAUCCGUUUUUCGUGCUGGAAAAGCUUUGGAGCUCUUGGAGAAUAGGAAUGCAGUAUACACUCUAUACAUGGAUCGCGUGACUGGAGAGCUCACCAGACUUCUCGGUCGGGACCCCUUCCCGCAGAUGCUCAAACCAGACACUCUUGCUAGAUUGUUUGGUUGACGAGAGAAAAGAGGCCUGCUGCUGAGGUCGAGGAAGAUGGUUGUUGUAAACAAGAGGAGGGUUCGCGCCACCAUCCCACGUGGUGGCGCCUGUGGAAGCUCCACGUUUCGCGCCAGCCCGUCUCUUCUGCUUCAGAUUUGUUUUGUUCUCGUUUUCUCUAUGUCUUUUGCUCUUUUCUCUUUUUAGGAAGAUAUACUACAUAUAUGUGGAUCUUGAAUUGUCGUUGAUAUCAGUUUGGUUUUACUGUCAAAUUUUGGUUUGUUGCAAUAGCCGUUUAUUUUGUGGUUUUCCUAUUUUGAUUUCUUCACUUCAACUUUUAAAUACUAUUAUUUUUAAUUUUAAACAAAAGACAUUAUUUCAUAUAUAAAUGGGACAAUUGAAAAAAGUCAAAUUUUGUGGCUGUCCUAAUGAGACUAUUGCACAAAUGAAUAAAUGAUACUAUAAUCUCUUAAUUCACUGGAUAAUAAACUAUACUCCUAUUAAUAAAGGUUCAAAUACAUAAUUUAACUUAUUCCUUUUAGAUGACGGAUUUUCCUCAUUCUCUAAUUUGAUUCUUCCUUCAUCAAGUAUUGGCAACCAAUUAAAUAUGAACAUAUUGAUAUUCGACAUACAUAGUCUUCAUUCAUAUCUAUGUUUGUUCGAAUAGUUAAGAUGAUGGUCAUGGCAUUCAGUGCAACAUUUCUUGUGGUAAUGAGUGAAGAUGCGUUUGCUUUCACCAACUCCAAUUGAUUUUCUCCACCUUGGUUUAGUAAUUACUAGCAGUAGACUAAUUUGUUUACUUUAACAAGCUUUUAUUCUCAUGCAUUUUAAAGUAGGUAACAUGGCAAGUGCUACAAUAGCAUGUGUCCUUUAUUCUUCAUCCAACAUUCAUCACUUUUCCUUUUUUCUAUAUAUAUCAAUAGCAAUAGCAAUAGUAGCAACCAUUCAAGAACAUGAAGGUGCAAUCACUUUUGUUCAUCUUCUUCUUAGCCAUUGCUUUGAUGGUAUGCAUUUCCACUGAAACAGGUAUAUAUGCUCUUCGUUAUUUCCUCAGUUUCGUCUGAUAGAAAUCUAUUAGUUCCAUACUAAAACCAAUUGGUGAUAGCAUGAGGAGCCCAUGAGACUUAUAUAGUGAUUUCAUUUCUCUUAUUACACUAAUGUGUGACGAGUUAUAAUUUAGUACUACUAUAUUUUUUAGUUUCAAUUGCUAACACCGUCUCCGUUGCUAACUGCUUUAGUCAGAUGUGGAUGUGAAACCGAUUCCAGAAACGGGAAACAGCAGACGAGCGCGGAAGCUGUUGUUCAUGAUCGCAGAGGAGCUAACGGAGGCUCGGAUCUUACAACAAAGCCUUCGCAAACCAGGAGUAUUGGAGCCGCUAAUUUACCUGUUAUGAGUUUCUGUGUUUCUAUGUUUUUGACUAGCUUCUUUAUGCUUCAAAUUUGACUCUCAUCUUCUUCUGUUUGUUAUCUCAGCUUGUAAAUGACUGAUUCACUCUUUACCCGAAUCAAAUCAGAGCAUAAAUUUGUGUGAAA